UGGUCCUGGCGGAGAGAGAGGUGGGCCCGAGCGAAAGCCGCCGGGGUGUGUAUUUUCUGGUGCGCCAAUCUCUGCCCCGAUCAUCCCAUCCAUUGCACCCAUCGCAUCGCAUCACAUCCCAUUCCAUCGUACCCAUCCCAUCCCAUCCCAUCCAAAUAUGCUCUCUGCUGACCAGGGCAAGAUCCAGACCAUCGCCCUCGUCCGCGAUUUCCUCCAAUCCAGCGGCUUUUGUCGAGCCCUCGCCGAGCUCGAUCGCGAACUCCUCGACUGGGACUCCAACCUCAACUGGAGCGAGGUCGGCCCUGCAACGACGCCGGCGGCCGUCAGGCUCGAGUCCGGCAAGGCCUCGUUCACUCUUCCGCCGCUUCAAGUGGUCGUUGACGACUAUGUAGCGCGCACGUCUGCUGCUUGGAAUGCAGCCCACUCAUCGUCGGCCGAACGGAAUCUUGCCCAAGCCUCGUUUCAAAGAGUCGAGCCAUUGUUCUCCUCGGAGCCACUGCAAAGACUCGAGUCGAUCCAUAAGAGCAACAUCCUGGUCUCCAAGCUCGUCGAUCUUCCUCGUCGUCUCUUUGCAGCCCAGGGGCCGUCGGGAAACCUUGGGGAUGAACCAAGCGAGUCAACGGUUCGUGUGGUCGUCACGGCCUCGACCGACAAGAUCGUCAAGAUCAGCGACACCCAGACAGGCGCCGUCUUGUGGAGCUUUGAGUAUCCCAAGGGAUCGGUCCUGGAUGUGGAACUCGACUGCGACGAGCCAGGGUGGCUGGAACGACGAGACGAUGCCGGUGCCGAUGCCGAUGGCAGUGACAAGUCUCGAAGCACAAGCGUCUAUCGUUUGGUUCUCGCGGGCAUGGACGGCCUCGUCCACAUCGUCGAUAUUGCCACCCGCACGAUCGUGCAGACCCUGGAGCCCCACUCCAAGUACGUCACCGCCGUCAAGGUCGUCGAGUCCAAGGGAGAGUUCUUUGUCGUGACGGGAUCGCACGACAAGACAGUCAAAAUCUAUCGCCGGACCGGCGCUGGUGCUUCUCCAGGCGCAUCCGAAUGCAACAAAAUGCAGCAGCAGCAACAGCAGCAGCAUUAUCGACAGUCGCUGUAUUCGCUCGUACAUUCGGUCGAGUUCCAGGGUGCCGUCGAAUGCAUGUGCCUCGUUCCUCCAGAGCAAGAAGAGCCACCAGCACCCCAGGACUCGCUCGAAACAGCUCAAGCAACUCACAGCGUCGCUGCUUGCCAAGAUGAAGAAACUCAGCAACAUCAUCGGCGCAGGCUCGGUUGUUGGUCCAUCGCCGUGGGCUGUCGAGACGACAACUAUCUGCACUACAUCGACCUCGACAGCUCCACCGGCUUUCGGCAGCACCGGUACAAUCUUAACGCCAAUGGCGACGAUUGGGUUUCCUUCUCGCCAAUGUGCCUGGCGCUCUCUCCCUCGGGCCGGCAUCUGGCCUGCUACACCGACACAGCAAGCGGCCGAAUCCUGGUGCUGGGUGCCCGAUCGGCCGUGCAAGUGCAGAGCCUCUGGGGCAUCGCAAUCGACCCCAUGUUUGCCCAGCCCCGGUGCAUCUUUGAUCCGUCCGGCAACUUUGUCCUGGCCACGGCCGACGACCACGCCAUCUGGGCCUACAACAUCGCCUCGGGCCAGUGCGUCAGAAAGAUGCUCGGCCACACCUCGACGAUCCGUGGUCUCCACCGACUGGGGGACUCCUGGGCAUCGUGUUCGUUCGAUAAGAGUGUCCUGCUUUGGGGAAGCGUCGCCACGAUCAACCCCUGAGCACAGGACAGCAGCAGGAUCAUGGGAAUCGCUUCGAUAGUUUGUGUGGGCACCAUGUCGGCCAAGCGGACCGUGCGAAUACAACAAGCGCUUUUCACA
This is a messenger RNA of Polychytrium aggregatum, 1864 nucleotides long. RefSeq names its product WD40-repeat-containing domain protein. The transcript is spliced from 2 exons. Lineage: Eukaryota; Fungi; Chytridiomycota; Chytridiomycetes; Polychytriales. Gene Ontology annotation, molecular function: protein binding. The coding region runs from base 158 to 1765 and encodes 535 amino acids. The record is from RefSeq and is a predicted model, not a curated record.